This is a messenger RNA of Cynocephalus volans (Philippine flying lemur), 3621 nucleotides long. RefSeq names its product abhydrolase domain containing 5, lysophosphatidic acid acyltransferase (gene ABHD5). The coding region runs from base 107 to 1156 and encodes 349 amino acids. Gene Ontology annotation, biological process: positive regulation of triglyceride catabolic process; phosphatidic acid biosynthetic process; lipid homeostasis. Lineage: Eukaryota; Metazoa; Chordata; Mammalia; Dermoptera; Cynocephalidae. Gene Ontology annotation, molecular function: lysophosphatidic acid acyltransferase activity; carboxylic ester hydrolase activity. The transcript is spliced from 7 exons. The record is from RefSeq and is a predicted model, not a curated record. Gene Ontology annotation, cellular component: mitochondrion; lipid droplet.
AUGCGCGGGCGGCGCGGCCUUAAGGGUGGCGGCGGCCCGGGGCGGCCCAGUCGGCCUGUCAGCCGGCUUCGUGGCACGCUGAGGCGCUAUCCGGGAGGCGGCGAAUAUGGCGGCAGAGGAGGACGAGGUGGACUCGGCGGAUACCUGCGAGAGGUCAGGAUGGCUAACUGGCUGGCUUCCUACAUGGUGCCCUACAUCUACAUCACACCUUAAAGAAGCUGAAGAGAAAAUUUUAAAAUGUGUCCCCUGCACAUACAAAAAAGAAUCUGUUCGCAUAUCUAAUGGAAAUAAAAUAUGGACACUGAAGUUUUCUCAUAAUAUUGCAAAUAAGACCCCACUUGUCCUCCUCCAUGGUUUUGGAGGAGGUCUUGGACUCUGGGCACUGAAUUUUGGAGAUCUUUGCACCAAUAGGCCUGUCUAUGCUUUUGACUUACUGGGCUUUGGACGAAGUAGUAGACCCAAGUUUGACAGUGAUGCAGAAGAAGUGGAGAAUCAGUUUGUGGAAUCCAUUGAAGAGUGGAGAUGUGCCCUAGGAUUGAACAAAGUGAUCUUGCUUGGGCACAACCUGGGUGGGUUCUUGGCUGCUGCUUACUCACUGAAGUACCCAUCAAGGGUUAAUCAUCUCAUUUUAGUGGAGCCUUGGGGUUUUCCUGAGAGACCUGACCUUGCAGAUCAAGACAGACCAAUUCCAGUUUGGAUCAGAGUCUUGGGAGCAGCAUUGAGUCCCUUUAACCCUUUAGCUGGCCUUAGGAUUGCAGGACCUUUUGGUUUAAGUCUAGUGCAGCGUUUAAGGCCUGAUUUCAAACGGAAGUAUUCUUCAAUGUUUGAAGAUGAUACUGUGACAGAAUACAUCUACCACUGUAAUGUACAGACUCCAAGUGGUGAGACAGCUUUCAAGAAUAUGACUAUUCCUUAUGGAUGGGCAAAAAGGCCAAUGCUUCAGCGAAUUGGUAAAAUGCAUCCGGACAUUCCAGUUUCAGUGAUCUUCGGCGCCCGAUCCUGUAUAGAUGGCAAUUCUGGCACAAGCAUCCAGUCACUACGACCACAUUCAUAUGUGAAGACGAUAGCUAUUCUUGGGGCAGGGCAUUAUGUAUAUGCAGAUCAACCAGAAGAGUUCAAUCAGAAGGUGAAGGAGAUCUGUGACACUGUGGACUGAACACACUGAAGCCAUUGUGGAAAAACCUGGUGAUUGAUACAGUUAUGCAGCAAUAAUUCAUAGUCUACAAUGAAGAGUAAGGAAUCAAAUAUAAGAACUAGGCAGUCUACUUGACUGUACUUUGCACAUAUUUUCUUUAUGAAGUUGCUUGCACAUUUAAACCAGUUAGUGCCUUCUAGAAGAAAGGCUUUCCUUUCUCCUACACGAAAUUGAAAUACAUGAGAGUCUCCAAAUUUGAUAGCUUUAAAUAAAAGGUUAUCUGUCCCUCUGAUGUACUGAAAAAUUGUUAUUUUUCAACUGAAAUUUUUUUUUACUUUAAUCUAAGUUUGCUAGUUGGGUACUUUUUAUAUUACAGUCUAUAUUGCCAAUUUAAAGAAGUGAUUUCCGGGUCUAUUAUGUUAUAUACUGUAAAGGUGGACUUUAUUUUCUUUAUUUUCUACAUGUAUUUACCAUUUCUAAUAACUGAUGUAGUUAAUACAAAUUCAUUGUAGUUUUAUGUAAAAGUUUGUCAGUUUAGAAUACUUCACUUCAUUUUUGAAAUGGAGUGACAAGGCAGGUUUUUAGUUAAAAGGAUGAGAGUUGAUCACUAGCAUUAAUUUUUCUGGUUUUCUGUUUUAUAUUUAAAGCUGCAAAUCCAUGUUCAACAUUUUAAAUGCGAUUGAUCCUGACAUAAUCUGCAACAACAUAACUCCUUGGAGCCUUCUGUAUAUAAUUCUACACUUCCAAGGAAAUAUGAUAUUAAUACUUAAGUGAUUCAAGUACUGUAAGGCUUAACUAAAAGUCUAUCCUUAUUUUCUCCCCAUUAAUGCUGUUCUUUUUCAUGAAUCCAAAUGCAGCAAACAAUAGAUUUCCUUACUUAAGGGGAUAUUAAGACUGUUACCUUCCAGUAAGCCAAGUCAUAUCAUAUUUUCACUAACAUCUAACUCUUAAAGAUAGGUGCUUACACUGGAUUACAUUUCUACCACUAAAAUAUAAAAAUGGGUGGUGCUGUUAUGUCUCAUGGCACCAGAAAUGAGCUAGAACUUGGUUUUGUUUUUUAUUAAGAGUAUUGUGUUGAUCAAAUCAUUACAUACUUGAAGAUUUAUUACAAAAAUUCUAUAAGGUUGAUUGAACUGUUUGAUAAUAACUAACAUCAAGUAUAGCACUUUCUUGUGUUUUUAAAAUGAGGAAAACUUUGAAGCUGUAAAAAAGCUCCAUGUGGUAACUGGCUGCUGAAAAAGCCCUCCACAAAAGAAAAUUGAAUAUGAUUGUCACCAAGGCACCUUUGCCUUAUGUUUUGUUAACAUUGCUUAUCUAGGAGAAAAGUGGUUAUGUAAAUAAAAGCAGUGAACUAGUGCAAAUAAUGGUUUAAUGGUUUGCAUUGUAUUUUUAAAAUGGUUAAUUAGGAAAUUUGUAGUUUUUAGGAAAUGUAAGUUUUUAUCACUGUUGAUUAACUACUAGAAAGACUGAAUUUCUAUUUUUCAACAUUAUCUCCACUACAAAAGAAUAGGCAAAUUAUACUGAAGUGCGGUAUACAGCUUUCCAAUGAACAAUUUGUCUCACUUGUCAUAUUAACUGGGUUAGUGCAAGAAGGCAAUGUAAGAGCCAAGAUGUGUUGUCUGAUCUCUCUUUUUUUGUGUGUGUGACCGGUAAGGGGAUCGCAACCCUUGGCGUGGUGUCGCCCGCACCACGCUCAGCCAGUGAGCGCACCGGCCAUCCCUGUAUAGGAUCCGAACCCGCGGCCUCAGCGCUCCCGGCGCUGCACUCUCCCGAGUGAGCCACAGGGUCGGCCCCUGAUCUCUCUUAAAUACAAAAAUAGCCUUUACUUUUUAGUUAAUGUCUUGGAUGGCCAGAUUCAAACCUGUAAAUGGUACACAUAAUUUGGGAAAUAUUUUCAUAUUUUUGUAUGAUACACUGUCUAAUCUCUCUUAAUUAUCUUUUGCUGGGUGAAUGCCAGUUUUCACUCGUACAGGAAGGUUUCUGUAUAUGAAACUUGUUCUCAACCGUAGGAGGGAAGGUACUUGGUUCACUUAGUGAAUGGAUUUCUGGUCAUAGAUGUGCCAAGUGAUUUAGGAAAAGAUAUACCCAAAUAUCAAGCAAAACUUAUUUUCCUACUAACUGAAUUUGCAUUAUUUGAAAAAUGUUGUCAUAGCUCUUCUUUUUUUUUUUUUUUUUUUUUGGCAUUUGGCCGGUAUGGGGAUCUGAACCCUUGAUCUUGGUGCUCGGUGUUAUCAGCACUGCACUCUAACCAGAUGAGCUGACAGGCCAGCCUUUAACUCAUAAGUUAAAUUUUACCUUGGGGUAUAGUAUAUGUAAUUUUGUGAAGAUUGAGCUAGCAGAGAAUGUCACAAUCCUUGUAUUCCUGAAAAUACAGUGGCUGCUAAACGUUUUCUUAAAAAAAAAAAAAUCUAUUACAGUAUUUGAUCUUUGCUAAGUUAUGCACAAUGUAUUUUACAGAAUAAAUUUUACUGUGAUACUUGCAACGA